Molecule: messenger RNA, 6305 nt
Organism: Hyla sarda
Lineage: Eukaryota; Metazoa; Chordata; Amphibia; Anura; Hylidae
Gene: ALK
Product: ALK receptor tyrosine kinase
Exons: 29
Coding region: 997-5877 (1626 amino acids)
Biological process (GO): cell surface receptor protein tyrosine kinase signaling pathway; protein phosphorylation; positive regulation of kinase activity
Cellular component (GO): signaling receptor complex; membrane
Molecular function (GO): ATP binding; protein binding; transmembrane receptor protein tyrosine kinase activity
Source: RefSeq, a predicted model, not a curated record
CAGCUCAUCCAGAGGGUGGCAGUCAGAGGCUGCAGCAAGAGAGAACAUUACAUUGGGGAAGACCCAGGAAUCCUGAAUCUGUUCAGCACUUUGAGAAAGAGCAGCCUCAGUGUACGACUACAACACUACGGACAGCAUGCCAGCCUGAGGAGAGCGUCCCUGCCCGUGCACAAGACCUGCAAGUCGUCUGGAUACCCAGAGAUGUUCCCAGAGAUGAACCUACAUCUCUAUUCUAGGAUAUAACAAGAGAAGACAACACAUUUAAUAAGCGUCCCUGCCAGUGCCGAAGACCUGCAAGUCGUCUGGAUACCCAUAGAUGUUCCCAAAGAUGACCCAUAGAUGUUUCCAGAGAUGAAACUACAUCUCUAUUCUAGGAUAUAACCAACAAGAGAAGACAACACAUUUAGUAAGCGUCCCUGCCAGUGCCGAAGACCUGUAAGUCGUUUGGAUACCCAUAGAUGUUCCCAGAGAUGAACCUACAGCUCUGUUCUAGGAUAUAACCAACAGGAGAAAAGACAACACAUUUAAUAAGUGUCCCUGCCAGUGCCGAAGACCUGUAAGUCAUUUGGAUACCCAUAGAUGUUCCCAAAGAUGACCCAUGUUUGUUCCCAGAGAUGACCCCACAGCUCUGUUCUAGGAUAUAACCAACAGAAGAAGACAACACAUUUAAUAAGUGUCCCUGCCAGUGCAGAAGACCUGUAAGUCUCUUGGAUACCCAUAGCUGUUCCCAGAGAUGACCCCACAGCUCUGUUCUAGGAUAUAACCAACAGAAGAAGACAAUACAUUUAAUAAGUGUCCCUGCCAGUGCAGAAGACCUGUAAGUCUCUUGGAUACCCAUAGCUGUUCCCAGAGAUCACCCCACAGCUCUGUUCUAGGAUAUAACCAAGAGAGACAAUACAUGUAAUAUCCAACAACCGGAGAUCAAGGGAGAAGAUCCCCGGGACCGGUCAACUUGGCAUCAGCUCCCAGUGCACAACCUACACCCUGCAGAUCACCAUGAGACCCCAGGAAUGGCACCUGUCAGUAUUGGCUCUUGUGUUGGGUGCUAUAGGGUGCUGCUCAUCUCUGGGGAAAAGCUCAGCCCCAAGAGGUUACAGUCGAGGUUUUCAGGGUCCCAGAGAGCCAGGCUUCACCAGGAUGAAAAGGAAAAACCUGGCUGUGGACUUUGUCAUCCCCGGAGCUUUUAGGAACUCCUUGAGGGACCUGCUGGGGCUGUUUCCUACCGGGACUGCAAGCGUUAACUUCCAGGCGACUUCCAGCUUGGUCCUGGACUGUGGACCUCUGGUGGAGUCCUUGGCUGAGCGAUCUGCUGGAGCUCACCAGUAUGGACACCUGAAGAAGGAACAGCUGUCGGCCAGACCCCAGCCGGCUCCGCUGUCCAAGGUGCUGAAGGCUGGGACCCUGAAGAGUCUCCGCAGAUCCAAGCAGCUCCUGGUGGAAGUAGGGGGAGAACUUGUCAGGGAUGGAUGUGGGGUAGGAUGGGAACCAAGGACCCUGGAGGAUGGAAAGAACCUGAGCAAUGAAGGUCAGAGAGAAGACCUGCCAAACUCUGUCCUGAAGAGGAGGCUGGAGUUUAACCUGACCGAGCUGUUCACCUGGUGGCUGGAGUCUAAGGAGGGCAGACUGAGGAUCCGACUCAUGCCCCAGAGGUCUGCCACCUACCCUGGCAGAGAGGAGAUCUUAUCUGCUGCCCUGGGGGCAUCUCAGCCAAGACUCAUGUUCCAGAUCCUGCGCAAGGGAUUCCACUAUGUGAAGAGUUCCUCCAGUAAUCCUCUGAACUUCUACACUUGGAAUAUUUCCUGGAUUAUGAAGGAAGUGUUCUUAUACAAUGGCGCCCGACCCAAGCACGAUUUCAGCUGUAAUUUCGAAUCCCACUGUGACCUGGAACAGUCUCCUGCUCAGAAUAACAACACAUGGAGAGUCACCAAUGCGGAGGAGUUAUCCAGGCACAAAAUCUUGGCUGGUCCACCCGGAGAUUAUUCCGAGAACUCCACAAGGGGGAACUUCCUGUUCUUCCCAUCACCGGGCGGUCAGAGUCCUACAGUGGUCACCCCAUGGCUGAGGAGCAACAGUCCGAGCUGCAGGGUGGAAAUGGCUGUUUUCUUGCAGAGAACUGGGAAAUAUUUUCUACGGCUUCAUCCGGACAACGUGGUGAUUUACUCCAUGGAUGCGCCGAGGAUACCAGAGAAAAGUCGAUGGGUGACCAUAGGAGGGCCGGUCGGAUACAGGGUGAAGCCCUUUCGGAUAUCUCUGGAUUAUAUGGAUGAGAGGGGCCCGAGCGUGGCAGCGGUGGACUCCUUUACCAUGAAGAACUGCACCAGAGGGAACCCCCCUGGAGUUAAAAUGACUCUGGACGGAUCUUUUCACUGUAGAAGUGGGAUGGAAAUUAAACUCUCUCAAGUCUGCAAUUUCAUCCCCGACUGUGAAGAACGGGAGGACGAGGGGGAUCUGUGCAGAAACCUCCCCCCAGGAUUUUACUGUAUGUUUGAGGAUGGCAGCUGCGGGUGGGCACUGGACCCCAAAACAUCGGACUGGAGGAUACGCGCCCUGGACGGUUCUGGAGAUGACUCGGUGCUGAUUCUAAACACAAGAGAAUCGAAAACUUCUCAGAGCUCCGUAAUGACCAACGUCCUGUACCCAUCACCUCUGAAGAAUUCUACAUGUGAGCUCCGGAUGUCGUUUCUUCUGGACGGCUUCUUACUCGGUGAUGUAUCGGUGCUUCUUCAUGACAACAGAACUGGCAGAGUGAAGACACGGACACUAUGGCACUUUGCCAAUGGGGAGGGUCUCGGAGUUUGGCAGCAUUUGGUUCUCUCUCUUCAGGGUGUCUUGGAAAGGUUUUGGCUGGAGAUCCACACCUCCUGGUCCAAGGAAUCAGACUCCAUAAUUGCUUUUGACAAUAUAUCCCUGAGCCUGGGCUGCUAUCUGACAAGUAACGGUGAGAUGGCGCUGGAGACGGCUUCCUUCCUCUCCAGCAAUCUUCUCAUGGAGAGCAGCAGCCAGAAGAAAAAUGAAACGGCAUCGCAACAUCUAGAGGAACUUGAGAUCCCGAUUGCCCAAGCCGACAAAAUAGAUUACUGGCUCUUCACCACCUGCGGUGCCAGCGGCCCUCACGGACCCAGCCAGAAACUUUGUGAUGAAGCCUACGAGAACUUUAGCGUGGUUGUGGGAACGGGAAACCUGAGAGGCGUGCAGAUUUGGAGAGUGCCGGAGACCAACAGAUACAGGAUAACUGGUUAUGGAGCCGCUGGAGGGAUCGGAGUAAAAACCACCUCGAGGGCCCACGGGACGGCUCUGGUGGGGAUAUUUGAGUUACAAAAGGACGACAUCGUGUACAUACUGGUGGGUCAGCUGGGAGAAGACGCCUGUCCACGGACCGAUCCCGUCCUGAAAAUGGUUUGCAUGGGCGAAAACAACCAAAUCGAGGAAGAACUCCGAAUCAACGGGAGUGUAAGCGAAUGGGCCGGCGGAGGAGGUGGAGGCGGAGGAGCCACCUAUAUUUUUAAGAUGGAAAACGGAAAAUACAUCCCUCUGCUGAUCGCCGCCGGAGGAGGAGGAAGAGCGUAUAGGGCAAAAACCAACAUCAUCCACCAGGAGAGGCUAGAGAGUAAUUCCACCACGCUGGGGAUCAAUGGAAAAUCUGGGGCAGCAGGAGGAGGAGGGGGCUGGAGCCAUCGCACAUCAGUUCCCUGGGCAGGAAAAUCCCUUUUGGAUGGCGGAACUGGAGGGGAAUCCUGUCCACAGGCCAUCAAGAAGUGGGGGUGGGAAACAAGAGGGGGCUUCGGAGGUGGAGGAGGAGGCUGCUCCUCAGGUGGGGGAGGCGGAGGAUAUAUAGGAGGUAACGCAGCAGAAGACAACAGCCCCGAUGCGGACGGUUGGGAUGGGGUUUCCUACAUCAGUCCCCUGGGGGUUCUGUACACCCCUCCUCUUAAAGUGACUGAAAGCCACGGAGAAGUGGAGAUAAAGCUGAACCUGAACUGUAGCCAUUGUGAGAUGGACGAAUGUUACCUGGACCCAGAAUCUCAGGAGCUGAUGUGUCACUGUGAGCUGGGCCGGGUGCUGGCCGAGGACGGGGUGUCCUGUAUCGACGAUCAGAUGCAGUCGGCCCAGGAGACUCAUCUCCCUCUAUCUCUGGUGUUAUCCAUCGUGACAUCAGGGCUGGUGGCUGCCCUCAUCCUGGCCUUCUCUGGUAUCAUGAUCGUAUAUCGGAGGAAGCACCAAGAACUGCAGGCCAUACAGAUGGAACUACAAAGCCCAGACUACAAGCUGAGCAAAGUGCGGACGUCCACCAUCAUGACAGAUUACAACCCCAACUAUUGCUUUGCCGGCAAGGUGACCUCCAUAGGUGACCUGAAGGAGGUGCCAAGGAAGAACAUCUCCCUGAUAAGAGGUCUUGGUCAUGGAGCAUUUGGAGAAGUGUAUGAAGGUCAAGUGUUGUCCGGACCCAAUGACCCCCCUCUAAAAGUUGCGGUGAAGACUCUGCCGGAGGUGUGCUCGGAGCAGGACGAGCUGGACUUUCUAAUGGAGGCGCUUAUUAUCAGUAAAUUCAACCAUCAAAAUAUAGUGCGAUGCAUCGGAGUGAGCCUGCAGGCCCUGCCACGCUUUAUUCUGCUGGAACUUAUGGCUGGUGGAGAUCUGAAGUCUUUUCUCAGACAGACACGACCAAGACUGAAUCAGCCGUCUUCCCUCACUAUGCUGGACCUACUUAACGUGGCUCGUGAUAUCGCCAAUGGAUGCCAGUAUCUGGAGGAAAACCACUUUAUCCACAGAGACAUCGCUGCAAGGAACUGCCUGCUCACCUGUCAAGGACCUGGCAGAGUUGCGAAAAUUGGGGACUUCGGAAUGGCUCGAGAUAUAUACAGGGCCAGUUAUUACAGAAAAGGAGGAUGCGCUAUGCUGCCGGUAAAGUGGAUGCCCCCCGAGGCCUUCAUGGAAGGGAUUUUUACAUCGAAGACAGACACCUGGUCAUUUGGGGUUCUCCUGUGGGAGAUUUUCUCUUUGGGAUAUAUGCCGUACCCCAGUAAAAGUAACCAGGAAGUGCUGGAGUUCGUCACAAGUGGAGGAAGGAUGGACCCCCCAAAAAAUUGCCCAGGACCUGUGUACCGAAUAAUGACACAAUGUUGGCAACACCAACCUGAGGACCGGCCGCACUUUUCCAUGAUACUGGAGAGAAUCGACUACUGCACACAGGAUCCAGAUGUCAUCAACACUUCUCUGCCCGUAGAAUAUGGGCCACUGGUUGAGGAGGAAGAAAAAGUUCCUACACGGCCAGAAGAUCCCGAUGUGAUCCCACCACUCUUGGUGACACCAGAGAAGCCAGGAAGGGAAGACAGACAUGGUCUACAGUCUCCACCUCCGGUGCCUACUGUCCGGAAGGUCCCCAAUAAAGUCCACGCCGAGCCACAAGGUCAUCCGGAUCCAAGACAGGUUCCAGAAGGAGGACACGAGAACCAUGUGUUCGCUCAAGCCAAUCCACCCGCAGAGCUUCACGGCGCUAGAGGAUCCAGAAACAAACCGACCAAUCUUUGGAAUCCUACAUAUGGUUCAUGGUUUACUGGAAAAACGGUAGAUAAAAACAUUGCUCCUCCAGAUAAGCCAGGGCCAGAGGAUAUAGUCCAAGAGGAAAGCUGUCCGGCUGCCCCCAGGAUUACUUCUGGUAGACUCCCAGGCUCCUCCGUUCUGCUCGAGCCAUCUACACUGACUUCAAACAUUCAGGAAGUGCCUCUGUUUCGGCUGCGUCACUUUCCAUGUGGCAAAGUGAAUUAUGGAUAUCAGCAGCAGGGCCUACCUGUAGAAACGCCAGUGCCCCCCUGUCCCACCAAACACAAAGACUUCAUCCCUAGGAGCAAGAGUAAUCCAAGUCAGGAGAACGUCUAAUACCUCCUCUACUGCCAUCUUUUACCGGGAGAGCUGGGGCUAUGGCCACACCUACCAGAAGAAAUGCCAAUAAUAGAGUUUUCUAAUCUUUGCCAAACAUUUCACUGUCAUUCCACGAUAAGACAAUUACACAACGCCCCCUAUGGAAACCAUGUAUAUUGUACAGAUGUCAACUAAGAUGACAACACAAGAACACUUUCUCCGUCCCGACCAGAUGCUAUUACUCAAACUGUAUGGAAUACGAUACCUAUAGCACCGAGCACAACCAUAACCGGUCAUGACCGUUUCUCUCUCUCGUGAUCAGUCCUGAAACUGGAAACGUGUUACGUCCAUCUACUGACCCUAAGGGGUUUCGGUAGCCAGUAUUGACUGAGAUCCCAUUGUGACGAUGUAGAUAAUCUCAACUCUCGUACCAUUAAAGAGUUGGC